This is a messenger RNA of Selaginella moellendorffii, 1347 nucleotides long. RefSeq lists its product as uncharacterized. NCBI's taxonomy places the organism in Eukaryota, Viridiplantae, Streptophyta, Lycopodiopsida, Selaginellales, Selaginellaceae. The coding region runs from base 439 to 1206 and encodes 255 amino acids. The record is from RefSeq and is a predicted model, not a curated record. The transcript is spliced from 3 exons.
GAACUUUGAGCUGAGGGAAGUUCUCCGGAUCGGUGAUCGCGGUCUGGGCCGGGCUGAUCUCCUGCUCGAUGGAGCACUGCUUCAUGGAAUCGCCCCAGUCGCCGAAGCUCGCAUCGGCGAAGGCCACCACGAACUCGAUGCCGCGGUCGUUGCACUCGAGGAUGGGGCGGUCGAGGCCGGCGAUCCUGGGCCUCCCCGCGAGCGGAUAGUACGGGACGAGGAUCCGGGAGAGCGAAUCCUUCAAGCUCGCCACCAGCGAAUCGAAAGAGCUUACGUGAUCCAAUGCAGCUGGGUAGUAGUAGACUUGCUUGAGAUAGUUCUCGGCCAGGACCUGGAUUUGGAAGUUGCAAAGCCAGAGAGUGCAGGGCUGCGGCGUUGGGACCGCUGGAACGAUCGUGGACACGGACUCUACGCUCACAACCAUCUUUGCAACCAACGAUGAAAUCCACAAAAACCACAAAAACACUCGAGAGGGAGAAAGAACACCAAAAAGACUUUCGAAAUACACUGACAAACUUAGAUCAUCCCACACGAGACGUUUCUUCCCGAAGAUCCCACGAGAAGAACGUGCUUAUCGCACAUUGUCCUAGAUUGACAGAAAAAUAUCAUUCAUUUUAUAGGGCUGUGUGUUGCGAUCCUUGUUGGGUCGCCUCGUGCGCCGACCGUCAGGAGCAGCAGCACUCUCCGCGAGGAGGAUCCCAGCUCCAGGAAGCGACAGGAGAUGGAGAUUGUGACGCCCUCGAUUCCCUACGCCUCCUCCAGCGCUCCAAACUCACGUCAAGCCGGCUAGAUUCUGGAGGCCGCAGAGGACAGCAGAGUAUCACAGGCUCGGUUCUAGGAGCACUGUGUGCGGCCGGAGCUUUCAAAGGCGUCACGGCUUCGUAUUAUCAUCUUUCCAUUCAUUCUCUCGUACACAAUGCUCCAUUUGGUCUCACUGAUCAUGUGAACCAAGCACUCUUAACCACGGUCCUGGGACUUGGCUAUCUUUUUGUUGCGGCCAGAAGCCUCGCGAAGCUCUUGACUCAAUCGCCAUCAGAAGUUUCCAAGAGGCUUUGCAUGAAAGUUUUCACUUGCAUGUUUUCUAGCGGGAUUUGUUUUGUCACGACCAUAGAACACGUCUUGCGCUGCCGAGGCAACCUGGUCUUUGCUCGUUCCUGCGCCUUUACGAGUAUUGGUAACAUUCAUUUCCUCGACUUGGUUGAUUGAAGAGGAUUCUUCUUCUUCGUUACCUUCUUCUAAGGAGGGAACAUCCUUCAAGCAGUAAGACGCUUUGGGGAACAUUUGUCACUUGGGACGAUCACCACCGGUGACAGAAGCAUUUCUCGAGUGAAUCACGUCAUUCUUUUC